Molecule: messenger RNA, 1394 nt
Organism: Cygnus olor (mute swan)
Lineage: Eukaryota; Metazoa; Chordata; Aves; Anseriformes; Anatidae
Gene: SLC31A2
Product: solute carrier family 31 member 2
Exons: 4
Coding region: 216-632 (138 amino acids)
Biological process (GO): copper ion transmembrane transport
Cellular component (GO): membrane
Molecular function (GO): copper ion transmembrane transporter activity
Source: RefSeq, a predicted model, not a curated record
ACGGCUGGGCACGGCUGGGCAGGGCUCGGCACAGCACGGUUGGGCACGGCUGGGCACGGCACGGCCGGGCAGGGCACUACAACUCCCGGGGCGCUCCGCGCCGCGCGUCACGCAGCCGCGCCGGGCUGAGCCGAGCCGGGACGGGACGGGACGGGACGGGACGGGACGGGACGGGCUGAACCGGGACGGGACGGGCUCCGCUCUGCACCGCCGCCAUGCAGAUGACCUUCUUCUUCUCAGACAGGGUGGUGCUGCUGUUUGACUUCUGGAGCGUGCACACCCCCACAGGGCUGGCGCUCUCCGUGCUGGUGGUUGCGCUGCUGUCGGUGCUGUACGAGGUGGUCAAGAUGGGCAAGGCCAGGGUGCUGCAGCGGGCGCUGCUGGCCGUGUCCCCCAGCCUCAGCCGUGAGGCGCUGCUGGAGCCCGACGAGGGGGAUGGCGGCCACGGGGCCACGCAGGGCAGGUGGUUCCAGUUCCAUGUGGCCCAGACGCUGCUGCACAUGGUGCAGGUGGUGCUGGGCUACACGCUGAUGCUGGCCGUCAUGUCCUACAACGCCUGGGUCUUCCUCGGCGUGCUCGCGGGCUCCACCAUCGGCUACUUCGUGGUGUACCCGCUGCUCAGGGUGGGCUAGGCGUGGGGACCCACCCCCCCGGGACACCGCGGGGUGCUGGGGUGGCACCGCUGUCACACAGCCACCGUCACGUCUGCUGGCUGCGUCCCUGUCCCCAAGCUGUGCAGGACGCGGCACCACCGGGGGUGGCACUGGUGGCUGUCCCCCGGCUCUCAGGGAGCUUUUGGCCACGGGAUUUGGGGAGCUGACUGCUGGGGGUGGGGGGUGCUGGGCCCCCCCUCUGCUGGGGGGGGGGGGGGUGCGGUUUUGGCACUGGGAUGCUCCAUGUGUGAUCUGGGCAGGUCCCUGGGCUCCCCUCCAGCACGGAUCCUGCAUCCUGCCCUGCCCCAAACCCCUCACACUGUGCCUUGGGGGUGCCUGCAGAAGGAGCCCGGUGCUGGGGGGUGGGGCCCGGCCACCCCCCCCCACCUCACCCCCGUGCCUCCUGGUUAGCACUUUAGGAUGGGGAGCUGCUGCCUCCUGCUGCCUGUGGCAAUAAAACCACUGGGGUCGUUCGGCUCCUGGCUUGGUGUGGGGCUGCUGGAGGCGAUGCGGGGCCCUGGCACCCCCCGGCUCACAGUGGGUUUGGGGGGGGCUGCACCUCAGCCCCAUCACUGCCCCCCCCCCCUCCCCCCCGGCACACAGCAGUGUCCUGGGGCCGAGCAGUUGGGGAGUAAGGACAGUCUCCUCUGGCUUUAAAUAAAGCUUUAGUUCUUUUAUUAAUUAUUAUAAGCAUAUCUUAAACAUUUGUAUAACAUUCUUAAUAAAAUAUCUUGGAAGAGA